AUGGCAGCCCGCCUGUUGCCUCUCGCUGCUCUCGUAGCGAGCGUGUCCGCGGUCUCGGUUCCCCUCGAAGAGACGAAGACGAAGACGAGUCCCGGCGUCCUCUCGCUGCCUGUUUAUCAGGACAUCAGAAUUCAUCCAUUGGAGAAUUUGAGGAGACGACAAGUAACAGACACGGAUGCCCCGGUUCUCAAUGUAACAUCGACAACCUACUUGAUUGAGCUCAUGAUCGGCACUCCCGGCCAAGACACCAAGGUCGCCAUCGACACCGGAUCCUCCGAGCUUUGGGUCAACCCCAACUGCGUCAAUGCCGGCAGUAACGCCCAGACACAGUCCUGCAGAGCCAACGGCCAGUACAACCCGGAAGAUUCGUCAUCCGCGACGAUUACUAGCCAGACGGGCAGCAUCACGUAUGGCAAAGGGAAGGUCAUUUUGCAAUACGUGAACGAUAAUAUCGCCAUUCCCGGCAGCGACAUUGCGCUGCGGAGAACCUACUUCGGUUAUGCCACUGACAGUAUCGACCUUAACAGGGGUAUUCUCGGUCUCAGCUUCGGCGAGGCCGUGAACAACACUGGCUACCGUACCGUUGUUGAUGAGAUGAAGGCACAGAACGUCAUCGAGUCACUGACUAUGGGCAUUGCGCUCGGAACCAAGGACGAGAAGACGGGUAGCGGCCUCAUCUCUUUCGGUGGUGUCGACACCAAGAAGUAUAGCGGCAAUCUGCACACUGCGCCCAUCCUUCCGCCUCAGAACGGUGAGAACUUGUAUAGAUACUGGGUUCAACUCGACUCGGUUGGUUUGAGCAAAUCCGGCAGUAACGCCAAGACAUACUCCAACUCCAAAUUUCCCGUCUUCUUCGAUACUGGAGCCACCCUCAGCUAUCUCCCAUCGGCCUUGGUCGAUCAACUCGGAAGUGACCUGGGCGGUCGCCUCGACUCUUCGGUUAACAUGUACGUUGUGCCGUGCAACUCCCGGGGCACGAUCGACUUCAAGUUUGGCGACUAUACGAUGAAGGUGCCCUUGUCUGAGUUCAUCUGGCAAGUGAGCAGUAGCGAUUGCGUCCUCGGUGCAGACAAGGCCACGGACGGCGCCUAUCUUCUUGGCGACUCAUUCCUCCGUUCGACAUAUGUCGUUUUCGACCAAGAGACACCUGCUCUUCACUUCGCCCCCUACGUCAACUGCGGUACCAAUCUGCAAAAGAUUCCCCUUGGCGACAACGCGGCCGCCCGCUUCACUGGCGAAUGCCAGGCCGGCUCUAACAACGGCGGCGGCGGCGGCGGCGGUGAUAGCUCCGGUAACGAUGAGAACGCUGCUGGCCGCUCCACUGCUGCCAACAUUUGGAUUGCAACCGGCGCUCUGUUGGCUGUCCAAGUCUUCAUGUCCUUUCUUUAA
This is a messenger RNA of Colletotrichum higginsianum IMI 349063, 1389 nucleotides long. Its product is annotated as Eukaryotic aspartyl protease. The transcript is spliced from 4 exons. Gene Ontology annotation, biological process: proteolysis. Gene Ontology annotation, molecular function: aspartic-type endopeptidase activity. The record is from RefSeq and is a predicted model, not a curated record. NCBI's taxonomy places the organism in Eukaryota, Fungi, Ascomycota, Sordariomycetes, Glomerellales, Glomerellaceae. The coding region runs from base 1 to 1389 and encodes 462 amino acids.